This is a messenger RNA of Gastrolobium bilobum, 3660 nucleotides long. Its product is annotated as protein ROOT PRIMORDIUM DEFECTIVE 1. The record is from RefSeq and is a predicted model, not a curated record. The transcript has 2 exons. NCBI's taxonomy places the organism in Eukaryota, Viridiplantae, Streptophyta, Magnoliopsida, Fabales, Fabaceae. The coding region runs from base 10 to 1281 and encodes 423 amino acids. Gene Ontology annotation, molecular function: RNA binding.
AUCAAUGACAUGAGCCUGUUUUCAAGCUUCAGAUACAGGAUUUUCCAAUCAACGAUCUUACCCAAGAACCCCUUUGUUUUCUUCAACCAAAAAAGAUGGAGGAAACCGAUUGUAUCUGCUCAAACCCGUUUGGAGGACAGGGUAAGGGACACCCACCUCGACAAAUUCAUGACCCACCUUAAAAAGCUCAAACUUGUACUCAGAAUUCACCAUCUUAUGUUGAAUCGAAAGCGUGGCGCUUUUGUUUCCCUUCAGCUGAUGUCACGUUGGAGAAACAUCGUUGGACUCAAUGUAACCGUUGGCUCCUUUCUCCACGAGUACCCACAUGUUUUUGAGGUGUUUGUGCAGCCGUUGAGGAGGAACUUGUGUUGUAGAAUCACAAGGAGGAUGAAAGAGAUGAUCUUGUUGGAAGAGGUUGCUGUGAGACAGCAGGAGCUGGAGGCUGUGAAGAGGGUGAAAAAGUUGCUUAUGAUGGCAGUGAAUGGUACCCUUCAUAUACAUGCAUUGAGGUUGAUGAGAAGAGAAUUGGGUCUCCCUGAGGAUUUCAGAGACUCCAUUCUUGGGAAGUACAGUGGUGACUUCAGGUUGGUUGAUUUGGAGAUUGUGGCAUUGGUUGAUAGGGAUGAUGAUAAUGAAUUAGGAAUGGCUCAAGUUGAGAAAUGGAGGGAGAGAGAGUAUACAGAGAAGUGGUUGAGUGAAUUUGAGACCAAGUUUGCAUUUCCUAUCAAUUUCCCAACUGGGUUUAAGAUUGAGAGAGGCUUUAGAGACAAGUUGAAGAGUUGGCAAAGGCUUCCUUAUACAAAGCCUUAUGAGAGGAAAGAGGUCAUUCGAGUUCGAACUUGUGGAGGGAUCGAGCGCUAUGAGAAGAGGGCUGUUGCUGUUCUUCAUGAGCUGUUGAGCUUGACAGUGGAAAAAAUGGUUGAGGUUGAUCAAUUGGCUCAUUUUCGAAGGGACUUUGCUAUUGAAGUUAAUGUGCGUGAAUUGUUGCUAAGCCACCCAGGAAUAUUUUACAUAUCUACUAAGGGAGAAUCUCAAACUGUUUUUCUUAGGGAGGCAUAUAGGAAAGGGGGGUUGAUUGAGCCUAAUCCUGUGUACACAGCUCGUAGGAAUAUGUUGGACCUUGUAUUAUUAGGGCGUAGGAGAACCAAACAAUUGCUAGCUUGUAAUGAAUUUAAGGAAGUGAGCAAUGCUGUAGUUCAUGAAGUGCAUGAGGAAGGUAAAAGACAAGGAGAUUGGGUGAUUCCAUUCUUGGAGAGUUGUGAGGAGAAUAGAUCCUCAUGAUAGUGUGAAGGUAGCAGAGGCAGCAUAGUUGAAGCAUUUACCUUGACAGCGAUAUGUUUAUUAACAUAUAUUCUGCUGCUAAUUCUCAUCUCUUUAAAUGUUUUUAUCAAAAGAAGUAGUCAAGUGUUGAUACAAGAAGGUAGUAUCAUGCUGUGAGAUUUUCCGUAAAUUUAAUAAUUUGCAGUUAGAUUUGAUUGGGUUGUUACUUGUAUCUAAACAUAAAGCUUUUACUCUGCUUUGGUGUUUUUGUGCCAUUAAAGUUUAUUUUUAGCUACAGAUAUGUCCUCCUGAUACCAAAGAACUGACAGUUUCAUGUGCGUGUGACUCCAAAUAGUAUCUCAUACCUGCCUGAGUGCCUGAAGACAUGAACUUCCAAUACAACAUGUACUUGUCUUUAGGUCAUUCAAACUAGAUUCUUGUGAUUUAUUCAAAUUUCAAAAGAUGUUUAUGACACUAGCAGCAAUAGAAUGUGGUAUUUUGCUAGGUUCUAGUUGCUUCAUUUUGACCCGUAACUGGACUUCUACUCAUAAUUGUAGUGUUUAGUUGCCUUGUGGUACUGAAAGCUUAUGAAUUGAAGGAAAGAGAUGCAAUGUGUAGCCUUGUGAUGCUGAAAGAGUAUGUGCUUGCAUUUCAGAGGUUUAAGAUACCUCCAUUCGACAAAAAAAAAAGCUUGGUGAGUGGUGACCUUGUUAUCUUUCAAUUUUCUCUUGGCUAUCUGCAAAAGCAUUCACUAUUUGCGGUGUUUGCAUAUUUGUAACUUCCUCUUCUAUAUAUAAAUAUUAUCCUGCUUCUUACCUGCAGUAUGGUUAGAAGGUAAGUGUUAUUCUUUUUCGAUAGAAUAGAAGGCAAGCUCACCCUUUGCCAGAUCCCUAUAUCAAUGAUCAGUUCAGAAUCUGAUGUUUAAGUACAUCAAUCAGAUUUGAUAUAACAAAAUCAGAGCAAUAUUUCAGAAAAUAACAUGCUUUUCCCCCAUUGAAAUGGGUGUUUCGAACAUAAAAUUGGGUGGCUGUUCACUUAUGCAUUGAUUCUAUGUACUGUUAGCACUGUGAUGGUCAAUAAUUUGUGUGUACACUGGGUAGAAUAUCAUAAUCUGCGAAUAUGAAAUUCUUAAGUUGUUGAUUGGUGCUGCAUCUUCACAGAAAGCACUAGUUUGUGCCCUGACUCUUGGUUCAUCCACUAUAUCCAACAAAUUCGGUGAUCUUUCUUCACUAUUGUGUUAUGUUCACAAAGUUGACCAUUAUACUAGACAUAACACAAUGGUUGGAGGAGCCUUGUGCACGGGACCAACCCUUUUUUUGGUAUCUAUUGCUUGGAAUUAUGAACAUAAUUUUCGGCUCAUUGAGUUGAUUUCCUUCUACUUUUAUUCUCCUGUGCAAGUGCAUUCUUUGGAUCUUGAUACAUCACUUGUCAAAUGUGGUGGCUGGACGGAAGAAAAAAUCACUGGUUGACAAAUUACCCCCUAUGGCCCUAUCUAUUAAACAUGCACCCCUUUCCUGCAAGUAAGAUGUUCUACACAGAUAUUAGCACUCCAAAUAACAAACUUUUGCUAUCUAGACAUCUUACACAUGUCCAGUUGGUUCUCUCUCCGGAGAACCGGGCUCCUAUACUUUUAGCUCUCUAUACAUUUUUGUCCGUCCUACCUUUCUCCGAUUCAAAUUUCAAAAUUUGAAUCAUCCCAUGCAAGAACUCAAGUCACGGCUAGUCGGCUACUCAAGAAAUAUUAAGCUCUUCCUUUAUAUUUACAGAGGGUCUUGCAGAUGAGACUCAAGAACAUCUGGAAGAACAAGUGUGAAUUGUGAUGACAAUCUUCUCAAGAAGAGAGGGAGGGACUUCAGACCUUUUGACCACUUUGCAGCAGAACAGGGUACACCGGUACAGACCCUCAAACCAAGGGAAACCUAUUAUCUGUGUGGUGGCCGGUGGAACAUGAAUGUUUCAUCUCAUUUUCUUUUUGAUAAAGUCCCCUCAACUUGAGCCAGGACUCUUUAAAAGGUGGUAAGUGGAGCAAUGAAGCUACGAUGACCAAGGAAGAAGCAUUAGCAGAGCCGCAAAUGAUGUUUUUCAGAGACAUACUAGGAUGAACGGUGGGGCCAUUACUCCCUAGCAGCCAGAUGAUGACCAUAGUUUAGAUAGAUUACUUUAGGACCUUUAUUUUCUUGAAGCAUAUGCAAGCAUCUCUGAUUCCUGUUUGUGCUUCUAAUUAGCUCUAUUGUGUGCAAGAAAGUGAUUGCAUUUUAUCAUGUUGGGAGCUAUGUUUCAAUGUGUAUGAUAAUUAAUAGGAUAGAACACUAAGAUAUGAUGGAAUAAUGAUGCAAUGCUCGGGCUACUGACUAGGAAACAAUCUGAAUAAUCCUUGUGUCUAGUGAAGGAAUUGCAUUG